AGAUUGAUGCAGGUGAUCUGGUCUGGGAUCGUCAAAUUCAUCCGCAUGGCACAUUAUACUUCUCCAGUGAACAAGUGACAUGGAGAGACCCAGAAAUGGAGACAACCAUGGUUCAAAUCACCGUGUUCACAGAUACCGACGUACGCAAGCAGUCAAAUUCCGAUAUUAUUGCUUCCUGUGUAAGAACACUCUUGGACCAGGCACAAAUCGCAGGUCACCUUGAGGACACCCUCACAGAGCUCACCGUUGAUUUGUGUACAAACACUAGCGGGGAGCUUGAAUGCAAGUACUAUUUUGUCGCACCUGAUCGGCGGGCUCUGUUUUGGGAAAACGAUUUUGAGGCGAUGAACUUGUUUGGUGAGGUCAGGGGUGUUACAAACGGUCACAUUAAAUAUGCCAUGGAGGCAGAGUAUUGGAUGCACCGGGAGCUGUAUCCGAACGAUUGCAAGAUAACCCCUGAACUUCAUUGCGAACUGCAGGCAAUGAUUCUCCAUGCUUAUACAGAUACCAUCUUUUCGGAAGUGUCAUUGGCGCCCUUUGACACAGACGAGCUCAGGCGAGCCCUGGACAUUGUAGAUUACUUGAAUGGCAUCGUUAACAAACCUGAUUCAAUCAUAAACGACCAAUACAUUUGGGCAUAUGCUCGUUUAAUGCGAAUGUUCACCAGGGCCAGGUUUUCUAAUUUUUAUGGUGAAAUAGGUGCCAGGCUAGGUACCGAUCAUACUGUUUAUGCCGAAGACCACUAUCUCGACACAAGACUGAUAGUCAAACUUUUCAACCUUGUCCUGUUUGGCACUCCGUCCAGCCAUGUCAGAAAGAUUGAUAGCGUCUGGGUUGACCAAUCUGUAAACCGACCGCGCUGGAAAAUGUUUAUGGAUGGAUUGACGAACGAGUGGAGUGGAUUAGCAAUUUAUGUGAGUCGCUAAUGCCAAAGACCGCAUUUACUUUCCACUGAAAAUGGGAAGUCGACUGUCAUGUUGGCUGUGGACAUUAGUUUCCUUGCAGUACCGGCGAUCGGUCAACGACCUUCUGCACAAAUCGCGUUAU
Suillus subalutaceus is the source of this 1047-nucleotide messenger RNA. RefSeq lists its product as uncharacterized. The transcript has 8 exons. The record is from RefSeq and is a predicted model, not a curated record. NCBI's taxonomy places the organism in Eukaryota, Fungi, Basidiomycota, Agaricomycetes, Boletales, Suillaceae. The coding region runs from base 96 to 926 and encodes 276 amino acids.